Drepanopeziza brunnea f. sp. 'multigermtubi' MB_m1 is the source of this 765-nucleotide messenger RNA. Lineage: Eukaryota; Fungi; Ascomycota; Leotiomycetes; Helotiales; Drepanopezizaceae. The record is from RefSeq and is a predicted model, not a curated record.
AUGCUCGUGCAGAUUUCCGUGCCCAACCUCAACAACCCGAGGGGGGGAUCCAGCACCUUCGGACGUACCGGCAAGCUACCCACACCUCUCAAUAGGCCACGUAUCAACAAGAGGGAGACUAAGGCUGGAGCCCUAGCUGGUGACCCAAAUGGCCUUGGCGAUUAUGACGAUGACCGACGAAGGGGAAACGGGGGAGAUUGGCAAGGAGAUCGAGGCUACGGGUACGGAAGGGGUAGAAAUGGGCCCUCUGGACCACCAAGGGGAUUCGGAAACGGACCCUCAAAGGACCCCGGAUUCGGAAAUGAGCCUCUUAAGGACCCUGGAAGAGGACGGACCACCGGCAACUAUAUCGGUAACUCUUUACCGAUCCGACCACUAGCCAGGCACAGCACGCUUGCGUACGGGACUCCAAGCGCCCCUGACGACGAUAGCGAUGACUUCCUUAAGCUAGGAGCAGCAGACCUUUACCUAAGAGCAAAGGAGUUGGCCUUGUUUGCAAGAAGCUUUCCCAAAGAGCUAAAGUAUUCGAGACCCGACGAUGACUUCAAGACCCAAUUAGGGAUUUUUGCUGACCAAGCAAGUCGAUACGGUUUGACCUCCGACGACUACUUGGCGGCGUUCCCUAUUAUGCUCACGGAGGAAGCUAUUACAUUUUACUACAAUCACGUCAUCAAAGCCAGGCUUCCGACGUUCAAAGCAAACGCUAUUGCUAUAAGGGACCACUUCGAGACCGACCACCGGCGGCAAGCAAAAUACGACCGCUAA